Messenger RNA from Cutaneotrichosporon cavernicola, 1068 nucleotides. RefSeq lists its product as uncharacterized. Bases 1 to 1068 code for a protein of 355 amino acids. The transcript has a single exon. NCBI's taxonomy places the organism in Eukaryota, Fungi, Basidiomycota, Tremellomycetes, Trichosporonales, Trichosporonaceae. The record is from RefSeq and is a predicted model, not a curated record.
AUGAAGUUCCUCUUCGCAUUGCCUGCCGUCCUCGCCGUGGCGGUUCCCAGAGGAGGCGGCAAGGACAAGGGUCACCAUCACCACCACGACCUCGCCGGCCCCUCCCUCCAGCACUGGCCCAAGGCUGCUGCCGAUGCACUCGACACCAUGAUCGCGAGCAAGGCCAAUGCCUCCAACUACGCCAUCUUUGACUGGGACAACACGAGCGACCGCUACGAUCUCGAGGAGAGCCUCAUGCCCUACCUUGAGAGCAUCGGCGUGCUCACUCCGGACAAGCUCGACCCGUCCCUCCGCGUCGUCCCGUUCAACGAGGGCGAGUCGAUCUACGGCUAUUAUCUUCGUCUCUGCGACAUUGACGAUAAAAUCUGCUACUGGUGGGCGGCGGCUGUGUUCAGCGGUAUCAAGCUGGACGUGCUCAAGGGCCACGUCGACGACCUCAUGGGGCUCAACGGCACAAUUAAGACGACCUACGCGGAUGAGAACGGCACGCGGAUUGACACCGAGGUCAACACGCCCCAGAUCUUCCGCGGCCAGGUUGAGCUCUUCAACCGCCUCAUGGCCAAUGGCAUCGCCGUCUACAUUAUUAGCGCGGCUGCCGAGGAGCUUGUUCGCAUGGUCGCCUCGGACCCUAAGUACGGCUACAACGUGCCGCCCGAGAAUGUCAUUGGCGUGUCGCUCCUUAUGAACAACUCGGGCCUCCUCACAACCGCGCGGAAGCAGAUUGACGAAGGAAUGUUCAACAAUUCAAACGGUAACUUUGUCCUCACCCCGAUGCUGUGGACGCCGGCGACCUGGAUGACGGGUAAAUGGGCAGCCGUGCUCUCGUACAUCGACCAGUGGCAGCUCCCCGUCCUCGCUGCCGGCGACACGCCCAUUUCUGAUGGGCCGAUGAUCUUCCACGGCAUCAACCGCGAUGACGGCAUCAAGCUCUGGGUAAACCGCAAGGCCAAGUAUAUGGACGAGAUUGCCAAGAUGAACGAGACGUUUGCGCUCGAGCAGGCCGAGCGCGGUCGCCCUGUCACAGCGGACAAGGGAUGGGUGAUUGUCACUCCCGAGGAGAUUCAGUAG